AUGCAGGGCAUUGAUCACAGCAGAGCACGGGCGAGGAAAGAGAAGCUAGGCAUCCCAGAUUUAGCAACAGGAGCAAACUAUACCCAACCCCAGACUGGAGGGCCCCGAGGACAGAGAGGAGCUGCUAUAGCCCGGGAGCCUUGGGGAACCAGGGGAGCCCCGGAACCGUGGCAGCCCUCGGGGUUCGGAGGUGGAGCACGGAAGAGGCGGAGCUGCUGCCUGGCACGGCGCAGGAGGCAAACUGCAAGUUGGGAGAAAUGCAUGCCCGGCUCCUUCUUUGACCUCAUCUCACGUCUUCUGCCAGUGCUCCUCCCAAACCUCCACGGGGGAGGGGGGGAAGCCAGCUGUAAGGCAACUGAUGCAGCUUUGGGGAGGGGAAGCCUCAGGGGUCAGGAUUUCCUCUCCCUAUGGAGCCAGAGUAGGGCAACGAAUGGACCCAAGGGCAAAGCCUGGCUUCAGAGAGUUAGAUUACAGAACCGGCACAGGUUACAGUCACAGGAUAUCUUGCUGAAAACGGAGGCCUGCAUUCCAAAGACAGGAUUCUUACAAGGUUUGAGUGUUUUUCAAGCGUAUCACAUGAAGGAACUCAUUUAAUCAUCAGAAUAAUAUAGUGACCAACCUGAAGGGACUGGACUAAGAUGUAGCAUCUGUCAAUUUCCGUGGUAUAAAUAGUCCCCACUGGAGUCCACUUCAAGCCACAAAACGAAAGCCAUGAAUGCUUUGUUGAGAAGAGAUGCAUGCGUAUGGAUCUUGUGAGCUUGUGGGGCCAGCACAUCACUCUUGCAUUCAAGAUGAUACGUAUGCUGUGGAUGCGAUGACCCACUCUUGAAAUAUUCCAAAAACCCAAAUUAGUUUUGUUUUCAGCUGCAUAUGAAACUCAGUGUGAAUUAAACUAUCUUAGAUAUGUUCAUGCUCAAUCACUGUUUAUGAAGAAU
Molecule: messenger RNA, 935 nt
Organism: Manis pentadactyla (Chinese pangolin)
Lineage: Eukaryota; Metazoa; Chordata; Mammalia; Pholidota; Manidae
Exons: 3
Coding region: 1-594 (197 amino acids)
Source: RefSeq, a predicted model, not a curated record